GCCGAGCGAUCCUGAACUAGCUUCACCCGGGCCAGAAAACCGCCUUUGGAAGGCGGAGAUAGGUACUCAAGAUGUUGCAUAAAAUGCAGCCGUGAAGAAUUACCGAAAAAUGAAAUGAAGAUACGUGGAACCGAAAAAGCCUUGAACGCAGCUCUCGCAAGUACAGUCACCGCCCCCACUGAUCCUUUCCGGUGUGUCCUGCAAUCUUCAGCACACCCUCUGGAGUGGACACGUUUACCAGUUCUCUUCAGAGAGCGCCUGGGCCAGGCCGGCAGGGUGUUUCUUCGCACCCCGCAGCCUCCCAGUCAUCUCUUGAAGCAUUUGGAGCGCUAAGUUCAUAUUGUCUCUCCCGUGAACUCCACAAAGGCAGGGGCCGGGAAGUCAUGUUGUCCAUAACCCUGUUGUACACCAUGCUAGCGUCUCCCACGCAGCGAGGUUUCUGCACACAGUUACCCUACUAGUUGUACUGGGUAUCGGGCGAGAGUCUCUAGUGCAGGGAUAUAUGAGGGGCCCCUGCUCAGUUCCUGGACGACUCAGCCUCCUUUAGUAACGUAUCCUGACCAGUGCCUCUUGGUCGCUCCACCUUAGGCAGCAGCAUAGCCCGAGUCCCCGCCCAGUGCGGCCGGGUCCCGGCUUCCACCGCGCGCCGACGCUGGGCUGCCGAGCCAGGGCGGAGCCGGUGGGCUAACUCCUUAGAUUUUGCGGGCCAGGCUUCGUGGUGCUGGGUCCCGGGACGAUGGAGCCCCGGGCGGUUGCGGAUGCAGUGGAGUCUGGAGAGAAAGAUGUGAUUACGGAAGCUCUGAGGAGGUAUAACCAGGAGCACUCGGAGAGCUUCACCUUUGAUGAUGCCCAGCAGGAAGAUAGAAAGAGACUCGCAAAGCUGUUGGUGUCUAUCCUGGAGCAGGGCUUGCCACUUUCACACCGUGUCACCUGGUUGCAGACUAUCCGAAUCCUGUCCCGGGACCGUAGCUGCCUGGUUCCAUUCACCAGCCGCCAGAGCCUGCAUGCACUAGCCUCCUAUGCUGACAUAUCUGCCUCUGAAGGGUCCUCCUCAGAGGCUCCUGACAUGGAUGUCGUGCUUGAGGCCCUCAAGUGCUUGUGCAAUCUUGUUUUCAGCAGCCCUGUGGCACAGGCACUUGCUGCUGAAGCCCACCUGGUAGUGAAACUUACAGAGCGUGUGGGGCUCUAUGGCAAGAAGAGCUUCCCCCAUGAGGUACAGUUCUUUGACCUGCGGCUCCUCUUUUUGCUAACUGCGCUGCGCACUGAUGUUCGCCAGCAGCUGUUUCAGGAGCUGCAUGGUGUUCACUUGUUGACUGACGCACUGGAGUUGACGCUGAGAGUGACCCCUGAAGAGGGCCCCCUUGUAGUCCUUCCUCCCCAAGAGACGGAGCGAAUCAUGGAGAUCCUCAAAGUGCUCUUCAAUAUCACUUUUGACUCCAUCAAGAAGGAGGUAGAGGAGGAAGAUGCUGCUCUUUACCAAUACCUGGGGACCCUUUUGCGGCACUGUGUGAUGAUUGCUGCUGCUGGAGACCGCACAGAGGAGUUCCAUGGCCACACCGUGAAUCUCUUAGGGAAUUUGCCCCUCAAGUGCUUGGAUGUCCUCCUCACCCUGGAUCUACACGAACAUUCUUUGGAGUUCAUGGGAGUGAACAUGGAUGUGAUCAGUGUCCUCCUUGCCUUCCUAGAGAAGCGCUUAAAUCAGACCCAUAGGCUGAAGGAGAGUGUGGCUCCUGUACUAAGCGUGCUGACUGAGUGUGCCCGCAUGCACCGUCCAGCCAGGAAGUUCCUGAAGGCCCAGGUGCUGCCUCCCCUGCGGGAUGUAAGGACUAGGCCUGAGGUGGGAGAGCUACUUCGGAAUAAACUGGUACGGCUCAUGACACACCUGGACACAGAUGUGAAGAGGGUAGCAGCGGAGUUCCUCUUUGUCCUAUGUUCUGAGAGUGUGCCCCGGUUCAUUAAGUACACAGGCUACGGGAAUGCUGCUGGUCUUCUAGCUGCCAAGGGCCUCAUGGCAGGGGGCCGGACUGAGGGGCAGUAUUCGGAGGAUGAGGACACAGACACAGAUGAGUACAAGGAAGCCAAGGCCAGCAUCAACCCAGUGACUGGCAGGGUAGAGGAGAGGCCACCCAACCCUAUGGAGGGCAUGACAGAAGAGCAGAAGGAGCAUGAGGCCAUGAAGCUGGUGAACAUGUUUGACAAGCUCUCCAGGCACCAAGUCAUCCAGCCCAUGGGAAUGAGUCCCCAGGGUCACCUUACAUCCCUGCAAGAUGCCAUGUGUGAGACCAUGGAGGGACAGCUCUCCUCAGACCCAGAUUCUGACCCUGACUGAGGAUGGUGGUUCUGUCCCACCUUCAGAAUUGGUGCUGCUUCCAGAGACAUCCUUGAAUGGAUGGCAGCCUUGGGAAGCCCAGCCCCUCUCCAGCUGGAGUCCCUUUUUCUCUGCCCCAAGUUCUGUUCAUGAUUUGCCUCUAGUCCUAUUUCUUAUCUUGUAGACUGCAGUAGUCUUGUCCUGGGAACUUGACUAUGUUUUCUUCAGAUGAGACUGGCCUGAGUGGACGAUGUGAGUGGAGAAUAUGUGGGGCUGGCACACUGCAUCUCACAGGGGAAGGGAUACAUUAGAAUUUUACCAGUCCACACACUAGGUGCCAAGGUAGGCUGUUGUAUCUCCACCAAAUGGGGCUACUCAUCCUUCCACAUUUCCCUUGGUCCUGUCCCAACCACCUAUUACAGUGUCCAGAUAUCCAUGUUCUCACUGGCUGUGACAGUGUCAAUUGAAGAAUGUCAGUCCUACCCACUGGUCCAGACUAUGAAGGAAAAUGACCCUCAUGAGACCAUAAGAUGCAAUCUUGAGAUUUCCAGGGGUCAUAGAAACAUCUAGAAUAAAGAAGAGUUUUGAGCAA
Molecule: messenger RNA, 2900 nt
Organism: Cavia porcellus (domestic guinea pig)
Lineage: Eukaryota; Metazoa; Chordata; Mammalia; Rodentia; Caviidae
Gene: Ric8a
Product: RIC8 guanine nucleotide exchange factor A
Exons: 10
Coding region: 737-2329 (530 amino acids)
Biological process (GO): G protein-coupled receptor signaling pathway
Cellular component (GO): cytoplasm; plasma membrane
Molecular function (GO): guanyl-nucleotide exchange factor activity; G-protein alpha-subunit binding
Source: RefSeq, a predicted model, not a curated record